GGGGCGGUGCCGGGGCCCCCCUCGCGGCCUCCUUUGUGCGGGGUGGCGUGGCGUGGCGUGGCGCGGCUGGGGCGAUGCUGUCCGGGGGAAAGAAGGCCGCGGAGGCGGCGGGGGCUGGCGGCGAGGGCGGGCCCGAGGCGCCGGUGCCUCCGUCCGCUGCCGCGGGAGCGCUGGGCUCCUCCGCCGAGGGCGGCGGCGCGGCGGAGCGCACUCCUCGCAAGAAGGAGCCGCCGCGGGCCUCGCCCCCGGGCGGUCUGUCCGAGCCGCCCGCCGCCGGCGCCGCCCCGGCACCCGGCGCUGAAACCACCGGCAUCGCCGAGACCCCCGAGGGUCGCAGGACCAGCCGCCGCAAGCGGGCCAAAGUGGAGUAUAGAGAAAUGGAUGAAAGUCUUGCAAAUCUAUCAGAAGAUGAGUAUUAUUCUGAAGAAGAGAGAAAUGCUAAAGCUGAGAAAGAGAAAAAGCUGCCACCACCACCUCCACCAGCUCCUGCAGAAGAAGAGAAUGAAAGUGAGCCAGAAGAGCCAUCCGGGCAAGCAGGAGGACUUCAAGACGACAAUUCUGGAGGGUAUGGAGACGGCCAAGCAUCAGGUGUGGAGGGCGCAGCUUUCCAGAGUAGACUUCCACAUGACCGUAUGACAUCUCAAGAAGCUGCCUGCUUCCCUGAUAUAAUCAGUGGGCCACAGCAGACACAGAAGGUGUUUCUGUACAUCAGGAACCGCACCCUUCAGCUCUGGUUGGAUAACCCAAAGAUUCAGUUGACAUUUGAGGCAACUAUCCAACAACUAGAAGCACCUUAUAAUAGUGAUACAGUGCUAGUUCACAGAGUACACAGCUAUCUGGAGCGGCAUGGACUAAUCAACUUUGGUAUCUACAAAAGAGUGAAGCCCCUUCCAACCAAGAAGACUGGAAAGGUGAUCAUUAUUGGUUCUGGAGUCUCGGGGUUGGCAGCAGCUCGCCAGUUGCAGAGUUUCGGGAUGGAUGUCACAGUUCUGGAAGCCAGGGACCGAGUAGGAGGAAGAGUCGCUACCUUUCGCAAAGGGAACUAUGUAGCAGAUCUGGGAGCAAUGGUGGUAACAGGACUUGGAGGAAAUCCUAUGGCUGUAGUCAGCAAACAAGUGAAUAUGGAAUUGGCUAAGAUCAAACAAAAAUGCCCACUUUAUGAAGCAAAUGGACAAGCUGUUCCAAAAGAGAAAGAUGAAAUGGUGGAGCAAGAAUUCAAUCGUCUGUUGGAAGCCACCUCCUAUCUCAGUCAUCAGCUGGAUUUUAAUGUUCUCAAUAAUAAGCCUGUCUCCCUAGGUCAGGCUCUGGAGGUUGUCAUACAAUUGCAGGAGAAACAUGUGAAGGAUGAGCAGAUUGAACACUGGAAAAAAAUUGUGAAAACACAGGAGGAAUUGAAAGAUCUUCUUAACAAGAUGGUGAAUUUAAAAGAGAAGAUUAAAGAACUCCAUCAGCAGUAUAAGGAAGCAUCAGAAGUGAAGCCACCUCGGGAUAUUACAGCAGAGUUCCUUGUGAAAAGUAAACACAGAGAUCUGACUGCGCUUUGCAAGGAGUAUGAUGAAUUGUCAGAAACACAAGGAAAGCUGGAGGAGAAGCUACAAGAACUUGAAGCCAAUCCACCAAGUGAUGUCUAUCUGUCUUCAAGAGACAGGCAAAUACUUGACUGGCAUUUUGCAAACCUAGAAUUUGCUAAUGCUACACCCCUCUCUACACUUUCACUGAAGCAUUGGGACCAGGAUGACGACUUUGAAUUCACAGGCAGUCACUUGACUGUGAGGAAUGGAUAUUCCUGUGUGCCUGUAGCCUUAGCAGAAGGGUUGGAUAUUAAAUUAAACACAGCGGUUCGACAGGUUCGCUAUACAGCUUCAGGCUGUGAAGUGAUAGCUGUAAAUACCCGAUCUACUAGCCAGACUUUCAUUUAUAAAUGUGAUGCUGUGCUAUGUACUCUUCCCUUGGGAGUAUUGAAACAGCAGCCUCCAGCAGUACAGUUUGUGCCGCCUCUUCCUGAGUGGAAAACUUCUGCAGUGCAGCGUAUGGGAUUUGGCAACCUCAACAAGGUUGUGUUGUGUUUUGACCGUGUCUUCUGGGAUCCAAGUGUAAAUUUGUUUGGUCAUGUUGGUAGCACCACCGCAAGCAGAGGAGAACUUUUCCUGUUUUGGAACCUGUACAAAGCACCAAUUUUAUUGGCCUUAGUAGCAGGAGAAGCCGCAGGGAUUAUGGAAAAUAUCAGCGAUGAUGUCAUUGUUGGACGGUGUCUCGCCAUCCUCAAAGGCAUAUUUGGCAGCAGCGCUGUGCCACAGCCCAAAGAGACUGUGGUGUCCCGUUGGCGUGCUGACCCAUGGGCCCGGGGAUCAUAUUCAUAUGUAGCAGCUGGAUCUUCCGGAAAUGACUAUGACUUGAUGGCUCAGCCGAUUACUCCAGGACCAGCCAUUCCAGGUGCUCCUCAACCUAUUCCUCGCCUGUUUUUUGCGGGAGAGCAUACAAUUCGCAACUACCCUGCCACUGUUCAUGGUGCUUUACUGAGUGGACUGAGAGAAGCAGGUCGCAUUGCAGACCAGUUUCUUGGGGCCAUGUAUACUUUGCCUCGCCAGCCUACACCUGGGGUCCCCACACAACAAGCUACCAGCAUAUAAGAGAAGUUAUCAGAAGAGGAGUAACAAUGCCACAGAGCUGCUGUUGUGAUCUACUUCUUGGGAUGAAGGCAUAUUCAUAUAGUCUGUAACAGUAUCUGCUGAAAGGAGGUGGCCAUGAGUUGCUGCAUAAUACUUUGUUAGAAUGGCCUUACAAAAGCUUACCUAACAUUGGGCUUGGCAUCCCUCUACAAAAUCUCUUACAGCUAUUUGAACUGUCAGUGUACACGGAAUCCUUUACUACCAAAUUGCUCAGUGAGUUUUUUUUGACUGCAGAUACUUUUUGAAAGUGAAACUUAUAGCUGGAGUUUUCACGGUUUUUAUUUUACUUAUUUGUGUAUUUACAAUUCAGUAAUUGCAGAAAAGGCCCUUUAGAAGCUGGUUGCUGUGAACAGUAGCUUAGUGUAGAAUUUAUGUAAACAUUUUUGCUUAAUUCGUUCUAAAGAAUAGUAUUUUUGACCAAUUCUAUUCUUACCUGGCAUUUGAGAAUUUGGUGCAACUGUUUCCCUACCAGUAACAGCAAAUUAACAGCAAAUCACACCCCUCCAAGGUGGUCUGUUGGCUGCUACACCAUGCACAUUCGGUUUUAGAAAGAAAGCUGGUAUUAGUAAAAGUGUGCUAAUGAUACUAUUCUAUUAAAUACUUUCAACAAAAGAAAUUAUCUGAACUGGAUAUUUUUAACUUUAAAAACUAGGAAAAUAUUACUCAUAUUUGCUUAUGUAGAAACAGAGUUGCCUAGACAGUAAGCUAGCUGUAGACCUGAUCUCUUGAUUCUUGCAUGCGGCAGUCAGGCACUGUGGGCUGUACCAGCUGUCUUUUUCUUUUCCCUUCGUCCAAAGCCCAGAGAAAAUUGGUUUUUAUUCUACUGGGUUGAUGAGAUGAUGUUGCAGCUGCUAUAACUGUUUCUGAAAAUCAUUUUGGUUUGGUUGCUUUUCCAGAUAUUUUCCUUCUUACUGCAUGCACAGAGACUUCUUUUCAUUGCACAGAGCAGUCUUAUUUAAUCAUUUAGGUCCUUUUUCCCUCUCCUGCUUUCCCUAGUUAACAUUAUGCUUUUACUUCUUCCAACUUUUCUCACCUCCACCUUUCUACUGUUUGUUUCCGUCUCAUCUACCUGUGGUCUUUUUUUCACAGUUUUUUCUCCUUUUCCUUUUUUAAAUUAUUUUUUUGUUCUCUAUAUGACCCUCUGUGUGUGCAUGUCCCAACUUCCAUCUGCCCUUGUGCCUUUCAUUCUGCUAGUGGAUUAGUAUCUGCUCAUGUUCCUGCCCUUCCCUCUGCAAUUACAUUGCCCAUGCUUCUUCCUGAAGAAAAUACAUGCAAACAUCACUGCAGGCCCUAAUUGUUUAUAGCUGUGUUAGUUUUGUUUACAGACUUCCUAUCUUCUAGUAUCAUUGCUUCUACUGUUUUCUUGUGCCUCAUUUCUAGUAGAUCUUUCUUGCUCCUGACUGUCUAUUUUCUUGUGGUGGUUGCUCUCUCAUAUGUUUAAAUCUGUGAGUAGGCAUCUCCGUAGGCAGUCCUUCUGAUACGCAGUGAGAAAGGAGAGGACUCUGUGGCAGGGGGGGUAAUGGAAGAAAUCAACACUAGGCAUCCUUGCUGUCCCUCCAGGAGACAACAUAAACUUUGUGAUGCUUGGUCAAGAAAGCCCCACUGAAGUGGGACAGGAAAUGUCCAGCAGGGCAUGGAGGAGGAGUGUCCAAGGGAAGAUUCAGAGUGCAUAGGUUUAUUUGAGUCUUAAAACUCCCUGCCUUCUGUUUAGGUAAAAGCCUGUCUGCAACACUACCAAGAGAAAUCCUAUCCCAAGAUAAGCUGAUUUAGUCGCUUGGCUAUUCUGACUGAAGAUGGGAAAAGGAUCUGAGGAUUGGGGUGCUGUGUUCAGUAACAAGGGUUUUCAGGUCUCCAUAUUUGUGGGGUGGUUUGCAGGGUUUAGUGAUGCUGCUGUCUCUGGCCAUGAGGACUGUCUUCCAACUUCCUGUAGCACUGUCAAAAACUCAGAAAAGCACUUCUGGCCCACUGGAAACUAAAUAGUCCUCAACUGAACUUAGCCAAACUGUAUUUUCCAGACAACUAUCAAGCCACUUUUACAUCUAAUUACUAAUGUUAUUUUUCAGAGUUUCUGUUCUUCUGCUGUAGGUUCACUUUGACUGAGAUUUAGCAGAUUAUUCAGCUUGCUGAAUUGUCAAACACGCAGUAAUUUGUCUGAGACGUUCAAAUGUAAACAAACUUCCUUUUAUAUGUUGUGGUUACUUUGAGCAGGGCUAAUCUUUGACCCUUGACAAUCAGGCUUUCUUGUCUUCCUUUUUGAAAAAGAUACCUGAAAACCAUGGUAAGCACUGAAAUAAGAAGGUGGAGAUGAAGCCCUGGCAGUUUGCACUCUUUAAAAAGGUUUGUCAGGAUUUGGUGGGUGUUAGCUGAUGAUAACGAUGGGCAUGAGCAAAAAGGAGUGGUAAUGCCAGAGGAAUUCAUUGGAAGAUGAAGAGUGUGAUCUGUGGCCUGGACCCUACCUUUCUGUAGCAUCUCUUGGGACUCUUAAGCCUGAUUCCUCAGCCAGUCCCUGCUGACAAGCCCUACUGGGUAUUAGAGACUGAACAGCUCAGCAUACUUUCAGCUUCUAGGAGUGUUUCAGUCUCUAGACAGACAGAUAAAGCUGUGCAGCCAGUUGCUGGACACCUUAGAGCUCCUGUGUUGCAGCUCCUGCCCUGCAUGGCCCACUUUCUAGUGGUUGAUGGCAUUGGUUGUACCCUAAGUAGAGGGGAACAGUGGUUGGGUACAAAGGUCAAAGACUGCUCCCUGUGUUCUGGUUGCAUCCUGUAGGAUUGCUGGGAUGGAGAGGGGAACUUGGGGGAGAGCACUGUUACCCCUAGGUCAGCUGAAGUUUGUAGACAUGGAAAAGGUAGCCUGGUUAAGGUUCAAUUAACUUAGUGUUGGAGUUCAGCUCUGUCAGAUCGUAUGAGGGAGCUUCCAUUGGUUGUUCACCAGCAGGAUAGUCUCAUGCUCCUUGCUGCACUGCCAGCGUGUGAUUUUCCUUGAGCAGGUACUCACCCAGCAUUUAGCAGUUCUUUCCUUGCUGCAUCCAGGGACAGUGUGUGGUGUGUAGGAGCAUGUUGCUCUGCUCUCUGUGCCAGUCUGUUAGAUGGACCUUUGGUAUGACCCAUAAUGGCUGUUUUGUUAAGCACUGCCUCUGCAGCUUUCCUGUCGCUAUGACCUGCUGAGGAGGAGAAAGCAUUGCAAGUAAAUGGGUCACCAGGUCCUCUUCAUCUCAGCAUCCUUCCUCAUGGUGCAGCCAUUUUUCCACUGCUGCUGUUUGCUUGACCUAACUUCCUGGUAAGGCUCAUCUGAUCUGUUUCAACAGAUUGUGAAUGACCUCUUAGCGCCCGGAAGCCUCAGAUCUACGGCGUCACAAAAACUUGUGAUCAAGGCUGGUUGCACCCUUUGUAGUAUUGUUUCCCAUCUAUUCUCAGGGACCUGUCACUUCUCACUCUACUCCAUGGGUAGGUGAAUUAUAUUUCUGACAAAACUGAUCGGUGUCGCUUUUGGGGGAAAAAAAAAUAGGUCCCUAUCUAGUUGGACCUUCCCUUCUGUACUGAAGAUGUACUGUUGGUGUUCAAGAAGCAUUUGAACAAUGCUCUUAAGGUAUAUGAUUUAACUGUUAGGUUGCCCUGCGUGGAGUCAGGAGUUGGACUUGAUGUUCCUCAUGAGUCUGAUGCUCCUCAUGGGUCCCUUCCAACUGAGGAUAUUCUGUGAUUCUAAGAUGAAUCAGUAAAAAAAACAGUAACCUGCAAUGGAGUUCUGAAUCCUGAGUGAAUGUAUGUGUUCACUAGUCAGGAUUGCGCUUUCUGGAUUGGCAAAUGAGCAGGAAGACUUGCAUUUUUCAGUUCUCUGGAUGUCUGAGUUUUUGUCAGGUAAUAGCAUCUAUUUUGCAAUAAAUUACUGUUAGCUCAGGGUCUUUGUGUUCAGUCUCUGUAUGGAAUUGAAAAUAUUUGCUAUGGUCUUGUCUGUAGAGGAAAUUAAUCGCAAAGCAUGGGUUCUCUCUAUUUUGUUAUCUUAAUCUCUCUGUUUUGUUAUCUUUAAUUGACUGGAUCAUAAACAUAGAAAAACAACUUUA
Molecule: messenger RNA, 6726 nt
Organism: Cygnus olor (mute swan)
Lineage: Eukaryota; Metazoa; Chordata; Aves; Anseriformes; Anatidae
Gene: KDM1A
Product: lysine demethylase 1A
Exons: 20
Coding region: 75-2630 (851 amino acids)
Biological process (GO): regulation of DNA-templated transcription
Cellular component (GO): nucleus
Molecular function (GO): flavin adenine dinucleotide binding; oxidoreductase activity; protein binding
Source: RefSeq, a predicted model, not a curated record